UUCCCCACGUCUCUAAAUUCUCAAAUUGAAAAUUUGUCCUUUGGAAUUAUACACAGAAUUAUACAGGGGGGAAAAAAAAACACCCACUAACGUUGCAGGGUUUGCACUGCGGUUGCGAUCAAAAUCAUGGGAGACUCAAAGCAGGAAGCCCAGAACGGUUGGAUGUCAGUGCCGGCGUUCGGAGACUGGGACAUGAAGAACGGAGUCCCCGAUUACUCCAUGGAUUUCUCCAAGAUUCGGGAGAACCGAAAGCAGAACAAGUCGGAUUUUUUUAGGGCGAGCUUGGGCAACGAGGAGGAGCUCCUCGCUAAUCGGAAGCCCGUCGACGGCCGCGAUCGCCGCCGCGAUGAUUAUGCUCAGCUCAGUGAGAAUUCGUCGGAGACCGCCGCCGCCGCCCAUUCUCCCUCGGCAAGGAAGAAGAUUGCAAGCUAUUUCGUUUGCUGUAUCGGAGCGUGAGACUGUGAUCCAAGGGCCGUUCUCUUUUUUUCUCUACUCCCUUCAGGAAUUUCUCGUGUUAUUCUUCCUUGGUCAGGCAACCCUUUAAUUUUCUGUAGAAUUCCAGGCUUGGUAUAUAAAAUGGCUACUGUUCCAGAGUGACUUGUGUAGUUCUCAGUUUAUAAAGGAUGAUGGUUGAGCAUUGUUUGCAUUUGGAUUCUUUAAAAAGUCUGGAUUUGAGCUUUC
Asparagus officinalis (garden asparagus) is the source of this 681-nucleotide messenger RNA. RefSeq lists its product as uncharacterized. The coding region runs from base 127 to 456 and encodes 109 amino acids. The record is from RefSeq and is a predicted model, not a curated record. The transcript is spliced from 3 exons. Lineage: Eukaryota; Viridiplantae; Streptophyta; Magnoliopsida; Asparagales; Asparagaceae.